Molecule: messenger RNA, 5835 nt
Organism: Notolabrus celidotus (New Zealand spotty)
Lineage: Eukaryota; Metazoa; Chordata; Actinopteri; Labriformes; Labridae
Gene: si
Product: sucrase-isomaltase (alpha-glucosidase)
Exons: 47
Coding region: 1-5469 (1822 amino acids)
Biological process (GO): carbohydrate metabolic process
Molecular function (GO): carbohydrate binding; alpha-1,4-glucosidase activity
Source: RefSeq, a predicted model, not a curated record
AUGGGGAGAAGGCGGUUCUCCGGUUUGGAGGUGACCCUCAUGGUCUUGUUCUUGUUGAUGUCUGUGGCAGCUAUCACCCUUAUAGUUCUGUUUGUUACUGGAGAGCCUGGAGUCCGCGGAGAUGAGACUACGGUAUUCGUUCCUCAGUGCCCAUCAAUUGCUCUGGGAGAAAGAGUGGACUGUUUCCCUGAUUCUGGAGCCACACAGCAACAAUGUGAGCAACGUGGAUGUUGCUGGAGCCCACGGGAUGAGCGAAAUGUUCCCUGGUGUUUCUUCCCAACCAACCAUGGAUACACAGCUGAAUCAGUGAAGCGUCCCAAUCCUAAUGUGAUCGAAGCUCAGCUACAGAGGAUGAAGUCUCCUUCCUUAUUUGGGGCUGAUAUACAGGAACUGCAUUUUGUUGCGGAAAUGCAGACAGACAAAAGAUUACGAUUUAAGAUCUCUGAUGCCCAAAAGACGAGGUUCGAGGUCCCCCAUGAGCACAUCGAAAGCCUCAACAGUGGCCCAGCCAGCCCCAUCGGCAACACACUACAGCUGACAGAGAAGCCCUUUGGCCUGACUGUGCGCCGGAAGGAGAACCAAAAAGUCCUGUUUGACACAAGAAUGGGUCCACUGGUGUUUGCUGAUCAGUAUCUACAGCUGUCUGCUAAGCUUCCAUCCCAUAAUAUUUAUGGCCUGGGAGAGCAUGUGCACAGACAAUAUCGCCAUGAUACAUACUGGAAAACCUGGCCCAUCUUCACCAGAGAUGCUUUCCCGAAUGGGGGCACCCACAACCUCUAUGGACACUACCCUUUCUUCCUCUGUCUCGAAGAUGAGAGUGGGAAGUCUUUCGGGGUCUUCCUCAUGAACAGCAAUGCUAUGGAGGUGACUCUGCAGCCUGCUCCUGCUGUGACCUACAGAACGAUUGGAGGAGUCCUUGACUUCUACGUUUUCUUUGGAGACACUCCAGAAGAAGUGGUGCAGGAGUUCCUGGAGCUCAUUGGCAGACCUGUCAUUCCUCCCUACUGGUCAUUGGGUUUCCAGCUGUCUCGAUGGGACUACGGCAACCUGACGGAGGUCAAGCAGACUGUUGAGAGGAACCGUGCCAUAGGCAUUCCAUAUGACAUUCAGUACACUGACAUUGACUACAUGGAGGACAAAAAAGAUUUCACUUAUGACAAAGUCAAGUUCACCGAACUGCCUCAGUUUGCUGAAUACCUUCAUGAGAAGGGACAGAGAUACAUCCUCAUUCUGGAUCCUGCAGUAGCGACCAGUAAGAGAGUAGGAAAUACUCCAUAUGAAGCCUACGACCGAGGGGAGGUGAAGAAAGCCUGGGUCACUGAAUCUGAUGGAAAAACUCCUCUGUUAGGAGAGGUGUGGCCAGGAGAGACUGUAUUUCCAGACUACACCAGCCAAAAUUGCAUCGACUGGUGGGUUGAUGAGUAUGUGCGCUUCUCCAGGGAGAUCAAACACGAUGCCCUCUGGAUUGACAUGAAUGAGGUGGCUAACUUCAAGAAAGGCUCGGUUAAAGGCUGUGUUGAUAACAAACUCAACUACCCUCCCUAUACUCCAAAGAUCCUAGAUGAGGUGAUGUACAGUAAGACUCUGUGUAUGGAUGCCAAGCAGGCCUGGGGGAACCACUAUGAUGUCCACAGUCUCUAUGGCUACUCUAUGGUGCUAGCCACUGAGAAAGCUCUGCAGAGUGUCUUCGGAGAAAAUCGUACCCUCAUGCUGACCCGCUCCUCCUUCCCAGGUGUGGGAAAGUAUUCGGGUCACUGGCUGGGGGACAAUGCUGCCAACUGGAACGACAUCAAAUGGGCCAUCCCUGGCAUGCUAGAGUUUGGACUCUUUGGGAUUCCCUAUAUCGGAGCUGACAUCUGUGGUUUCUUUGAUGACAGCAGUGAAGAGUUAUGUCGCCGCUGGAUGCAGGUGGGAGCUUUCUAUCCCUUCAGCCGGAACCACAACGCUCAAGGCUACAAGCCCCAGGAUCCAGCUGCAUAUGGCGCUAAUUCAACGCUGGUGGAGACUUCUAAACAUUACCUGAUGAUUCGUUACACACUCCUGCCUUACCUCUACACACUCUUCUACAAAGCCCACACCACGGGGGAGACUGUUGUGCGUCCUGUCAUGCAUGAGUUCUACUCUGACAGUGCUACCUGGACGGUGGACCGCCAGUUCCUUUGGGGAAAACAUUUCCUUAUCACACCUGUGCUGGACCAGGGUGUGGACACUGUGCGCGCAUACAUACCAGAUGCUGUAUGGUACGACUAUGAAUCGAUGCAACGUGUGACGAGCCGCAAAAAGUGGGUUGACAUGAAUCUACCUGCUGACAAGCUUGGUUUACACAUCAGAGGCGGUGCAAUCCUCCCCACACAAACACCUGAUGUCACAACUACCUACAGUCGCCGUAACCCCAUGGGUUUGAUUGUUGCUCUUGAUGACAAAGACCAGGCAGCUGGGGAGCUAUUCUGGGAUGAUGGGGAUUCUAGAGACACUGUUAAAACUGGCAACCACAUCCACUACCAAUUCUCUGCUGUAUCUGGAAUGCUGACAAUACAGGCGACACAUGCUGGCUACGAGGACCCAGCCAACAUUACGUUUGAGACCAUCACUAUCCUUGGAUUCCCUCAUCCACCCGCUUCAGUCACUCUGACUCAUGUUGGCACUGGAUCAGCAGGAAACAAUACCACCCCUGUGCCAGACAGCAAUAUCCAACAUAAUCGAUUCAAUGAGGCUCUUUUCCUGACUGGCCUCUCAUUGACACUGGGAGAGUCCUAUAUUGUGCGGUGGGGAGUGGCAGAUGAGUACCAGCGCUUUGACUGCUAUCCAGAGGAAAAUGCUGAUAAGGCAAAAUGCGAGGCAAGAGGUUGCAUUUGGCAGCCAAGCACCCUUGAUAAAGUUCCAUGGUGCUUCUACCCAGAAGACUACGGAUACACGGUUACAAAACACCAUAUCACAGACUCAGGCAUGACAGUCGAUAUCACUCAGAACAGCAAGUACAGGAGCAGUGGUCGUGAAGGGUCACCACACAUCAACACACUCCGUGUCCAGAUCAAUUACCACAGCAGUGACAUGUUGCAGUUCAAGAUCUGGGACCCAUCUACAGAUCGUUAUGAGGUUCCAGUGCCGCUGUCUGUUCCUGCUGAACUUGAGACUAACGAGAACAGAAGGAAUUAUAAGGUCAAUAUAACCAUCGACCCGUUUGGCAUCCAGGUCAUUAGGAAAAGUACAGGAACCACAAUCUGGGACUCCAAUGUGCCAGGUUUCACGUUCUCAGACAUGUUCAUCCAAGUGUCAACUCGACUGUCAUCAGAGUUUGUCUACGGCUUUGGAGAGACGGAGCAUUCCACAUAUAAACACAACCUGAACUAUCACACCUGGGGCAUGUUUUCCAAGGACCAGCCUCCUGGUUAUAAGCAAAACUGCUAUGGAGUGCAUCCCUUCUAUAUGGGCCUUGAGACCACUUCUGAUGCUCACGGUGUGCUCCUACUCAACAGCAAUGCCAUGGAUGUGACCUUCCAGCCUACUCCAUCCUUAACCUACCGAACUGUGGGAGGCAUCCUGGAUUUCUACAUGGUCCUGGGACCUACGCCUGAAGAGGUGGUGCAACAGUACACUGCACUGAUUGGACGACCUGUUCUACCUGCCUAUUGGUCCCUUGGGUUCCAGCUUUGUCGAUAUGGUUACGCCAAUGACAAAGAGAUAUCAGAUCUUUACAGUGACAUGAAAAAAGCUGGAAUACCAUAUGAUGUGCAGUACGCAGACAUUGACUAUAUGGACCGUCAACUGGACUUUGUCCUGGACCCUGAGUUUGAUGGACUGCCUGCUCUGGUUGACACGAUGAGAGGAGAGGGCAUGAGGUUCAUCUUCAUUCUGGAUCCAGCCAUUUCAGGCAAUGAGACAAAUUACCCUGCCUUUGAAAGAGGUAAAGAAGCUGAUGUCUUCAUCAAAUGGCCUGAAGAGCAUGGUGGUGACAUUGUGUGGGGGAAGGUUUGGCCAGAUCUUCCCAAUGUCACAGUGAACGAGUCUCUGGACUGGGAUACCCAAGUAGAGAUAUACAGGGCAUACGCUGCAUUCCCCGACUUUUUCCGCAACCAAACAGCAGACUGGUGGCACAAAGAGAUUGAGGAUUUCUACCAUAAUACCACAAAGUUUGACGGCAUUUGGAUUGACAUGAAUGAGCCUGCCAGUUUUGUCCAUGGCACAGUAGGAGGGCAGUGUCUUGGCAAUCCUCUUCUUGAUUUCCCUCCAUAUAUGCCACCCCUGGAGUCCAAACAUCUUGGCUUAAAGCACAAGACACUGUGCAUGAACAGCGAGCAGAUCCUCAGUGAUGGAAAGAGAGUCAGACACUAUGAUGUCCACAAUCUCUAUGGCUGGUCACACGCCAAGCCAACAUAUGACGCACUACUGAGUGUGACGGGUAAAAGAGGCAUCGUGGUGACCAGGUCCACCUACCCCUCCAGUGGAAAAUGGGCCGGGCAUUGGCUGGGAGACAACAACAGCAGCUGGGACCAGCUGUACAAAUCCAUUAUUGGCAUGAUGGAGUUCAGUCUGUUUGGCAUCUCUUACACCGGGGCAGACAUAUGUGGAUUCUUUAACAAGGCCCAGUAUGAGAUGUGUUUACGUUGGAUGCAGCUGGGUGCCUUCUACCCAUAUUCACGCAACCACAACGGCAAGGGUAGCCCGAGACAAGACCCUGUUGCUUGGGGUGAAACAUUUGCAAACAUUUCAAGGGAUGCGCUGAACAUCCGUUACACCCUCCUGCCCUACCUGUACACUCUGAUGUUUGAGGCUCACACCAAGGGAAACACAGUAGUCAGACCACUCUUGCACGAGUUUGUGACUGAUAAAGCUACAUGGGAUAUCCACAAGCAAUUCAUGUGGGGACCGGCUCUGCUUAUCAGCCCCGUCCUUGAAGAGGGAGUCAUUCAUGUGGAUGGCUACGUUCCUGAUACUCGCUGGUAUGACUACCACACGGCAAAAGAUAUUGGCGUGCGUGGCGAAGUGUUAAAGAUGCUGGCACCUAUGGAAUAUAUUAACCUUCACAUCAGAGGAGGAUACAUCUUACCAUGGCAGAAACCAGAGGCUAACACACAUUUCAGUCGGAGGAAUCCUUUAGGACUGAUUGUUGCCCUGAGCGACAAUGGAACUGCUCAAGGAUCAUUCUUCUGGGACGAUGGGGAAGGAAUAGACACAGUUGCAAGAAAUCAAUAUCUACUGGCAACAUUUACAGCGGCAGAGAACAUUCUGACCAGUAAGAUCGAACACAAUGACCUGAAUAAUGCCGACUACCUGAAACUGGGUGUGGUGAAGGUCUGGGGUGCUGGCGCUGUUAACAUCACACAGGUGACACUAACGGACAUGGCAGGAACUGCACAUUCACUGACUCCAAUGCACAACCUGGACACUGAGGAGCUGAUUGUAGAUGCUACUUCAAAGUCUGUUAAUGUGCAUCAGACUUUUACAAUGACAUGGAGGACCAGCGCCUGAUCAAAUCAGCAACUCUUGUGUUGGUGACAUAAUGGUAAUGGUAAAUAAUAAAUGUACCUGUAUAAAACUGCCUAUUACAAUAAAAUAUUGUCUGAAAUAAAUGCAAGGUACUUUUGAACAUAGAUUAAUGAGCCAACAUUUAAGUGCAAAUUAUUUUUAGGUUGUAUGUUACAACCUUAAAUUUAACUGAAACAGUUUAUGUAUAUGUCAUUUUACCUUAAGUAACAUUCAUUGGAUUGAUUAAAGGCAGAAUAAACCCCAAAACACAGUUUGUUCUUCCAAACUAAUGGAGCUGUAUUUUUUUAAAUAAAAAUGUGUCAUUUCAAUAUCAUCAUUGUGAUCAUUAAACUGCUCAAUUGUGAGAAA